AUGCCCCCACCGGUUCCGUUUCACCAUCCCGUCAUUCGCGGCAUGACUUUUUGCCCACGACUUCUUCCACAGUCUCUUCUCGACACACUAUUGGAGCAUAUAGAUGAGGAGCAAUGGUUUGAUCCUUUGAAUGGCCGCAAUCAAGUCAUGCGUUUUGGCAAUCUGCCGCCGUGGUUGUCACAGCUCGUCAAGAUUAGUCGUGAUCUUUUACCCAACAAACUCCGAGAACGAGAUCCGGCUUUUGACCAAAUGAUUGCCAAUUAUUAUGAUCCUGGACAGGGCCUUCGGCAUCAUGUGGAUCUCGUCAGACGCUUUGAUGACGGGAUUGUGAUAGCCUCUCUUGCUGGAUCGUGCGUGAUGGAAUAUCGCCCUGCCGAGAACAAGGCAGAGGACAUGUGCUCACAUAUUCUUCCGUCUCACGAUUCAGUCAAGUCAGAACAAACACAUUGCCAGCAGACACGAAAUUCCGUUCAAAACAGCAAAGUGGCUGCCAAAUGUCCACUGCUAGGAGAAGCUACACAAUCGACCACGAUUCCUAUUCUCCUUUCACCAGGUGAUGUCGUUUGUUUAUCGGGUCCUGCACGAUGGGAGUGGGAACAUGGUAUCCCUGAGCGGUUAGAAGAUGAAUGGGAAAACAAAAGAAUACCUAGAGGAACCAGAAUAUCUAUUACGCUGAGGAAGCUUUUACCAGAUGCGCUGCUCAUGCCGUGUGAUGGAUAG
Messenger RNA from Spizellomyces punctatus DAOM BR117, 720 nucleotides. RefSeq names its product oxidoreductase. The transcript has 2 exons. The record is from RefSeq and is a predicted model, not a curated record. Gene Ontology annotation, cellular component: mitochondrial matrix. The coding region runs from base 1 to 720 and encodes 239 amino acids. Gene Ontology annotation, biological process: DNA damage response; fatty acid metabolic process. Lineage: Eukaryota; Fungi; Chytridiomycota; Chytridiomycetes; Spizellomycetales; Spizellomycetaceae.